Molecule: messenger RNA, 2326 nt
Organism: Cuscuta europaea
Lineage: Eukaryota; Viridiplantae; Streptophyta; Magnoliopsida; Solanales; Convolvulaceae
Source: the annotation of a GenBank genome assembly
CAUUUAGGUUUAUUGCAAAAAAUUAGCGCGAAAAAGUUCUCAACCGUUUCUUCUGCUCAUUACAGAAAAAAUGGCUCUGUAUCUGCAGCAGCCGUACUCCGCCUGCCCCCUGUCCUUCCGCAACCAUAAAUCCACGGCCUUCCGCCCACUAACAAUCCCAAAUAAAUCGCCCAUCCUUACUCACCCCUUCAAAAUUCACUGUUCACCACCGGGUGCCACAUUGUCUCCCCUCACUUCCAUUUCGCACCUCAAACCCUACCUCAAAUCAGAGUGGCAACCGAUCCUCUACGGAUGGCUAUGCAGUUCGAUCUCUGUUUACUGUAUUUCCAAACUCGUCCCCGCUGUCGGGAAGCUCCCUGCCUUGAUUUCCCCAACAGACGGCAUGAAGAUAAGGGAAAGAAGUUUGAUCUUAGGGGCUCUCUAUUUGGUCAGACUCGUUUCUAAUUACCUCCAACAGGAUUUCCUCUGGAUAGCCGCAUUGAGAUGUGCUUAUAAGGUACGAGUUUUCGUGUUCCGGAAGGUUUUGGAAAGGGAUUUGGGAUUCUUUGAAGGUGAGAGUGCGGUUGCAUCUGGGGAUAUUGCAUAUAGGAUCACUGCAGAGGCUUCUGAUGUUGCGGAUACCGUCUAUUCUCUCUUGAAUACAACCGUACCCUGUACCUUACAGCUAAUCGCAAUGGCAUCUCAGAUGCUGGUAAUCAGUCCUAGCUUAUCAUUGCUUUCAGCUAUGGUUAUUCCACUAAUGGUUUCUGUCAUUGGAUACCUCGGUGAGAAGCUUCAGCAUAUAUCCAAUCAGGCACAUCUUACCAUUGCUGAUCUAUCUGCCUACCUUCAUGAGGGCUAAAUGCGAAAUUUGAAGAGUUCAGGGUCUAUCGAGGCUUUUCUAUAUCAGAAGUGUACUUCCAUCCAUUCUUUUUGUGAAGGCAAAUGAUGCAGAAAGUUAUGAAAGUUCUAGGUUUGAGUCUCUCGCCUCAUAUGAUCUAUCAGCAAGUUUGAGAAGGAAAAGAAUGAAGGCAUUUAUUCCACAGUUGGUGCAAGCUGUGUACUUCGGGAUCUUAUUUUCAUUUUUUGCUAGCUCGCUGAUUAUUUCAAGAGGGUCUUUUGAUUGUUCUGCCAUGGUUUCUUUUAUAACAUCAUUGGUUUUGUUGAUUCAGCCAAUUCAGGACAUCGGAAGAGCAUACAAUGAGAUAAAACAAGGAGAGCCGGCGAUUCAGCGUUUAUUUAGUCUGACGAGUUUCAAAUCCAAGGUAAAUGAUCAUAAACAAGAUGUCGUGAACUUGGAUUGCAUUGCUGGAGAAGUAAGCUUUUCUGAUAUAUCUUUUAGAUAUGGAGAGAGUGGACCCCUAAUUUUGGAAGGCUUGAAUUUUCAUGUUAAAGCUGGACAGACAGUUGCUCUUGUUGGACCAUCUGGAGGAGGAAAGACGACUAUUGUAAAACUCCUUCUUCGCCUCUAUGAUCCUUUUAAAGGUACCAUACAGGUAGAUGGGUAUGAUAUUAGAAAUAUUCAGCUGGAUAGUUUGAGGAGACAUGUGGGUCUUGUCUCUCAAGAUACUACACUCUUUUCUGGUACUCUUGCCGAGAACAUUGGGUAUAGGGAUCGAAUGACAGGUAUUGAUAUGGAUAGAGUUGAACUUGCAGCUAGAACUGCCAAUGCUGACGAAUUCAUUGGAAAACUACCAAAUGGGUAUCUAACUAACGUUGGCCCCCGGGGCUCAGCUUUUAGUGGUGGCCAGAAGCAAAGAAUAGCCAUUGCUAGAGCAAUUUACCAAGAUCCUUCCAUUCUAAUUCUGGAUGAAGCAACUUCUGCAUUAGACAGCAGAUCAGAGUUGAUGGUGAGGCAAGCUCUGCAGCGUCUGAUGCAAAAUCGCACCGUGCUAAUCAUUGCCCACCGCUUAGAGACAGUGCUAAUGGCCGAACGAGUUUUCCAGUUGGACAAUGGCGGGCUGCAGGAGAUACCGCUCUCCUCACUCGUAGAUUCUCAACAAAGCAGUUUCCUUACUCUAGCAAUCUGAUGGGGUCUGCAGGAGUAUGUCAAGGAAUCCACUGAAAAACAUAGAUGUGAAUGAAGAACAGAAAAUAAGAAAAGAAAAUUAUAUUUUUAUUAGAGCAGAAAAUUGAGUUUGGUGGCUUUAGAGUAGGGACAUGUUGAGCACAAUCCUUACAACUGGAGUUGUACUGUGCUCAUCUUUCUUGGACAUUCAUUUUUGGUUAAGCAUAUGCAUUCAUAAAAAGUGCACAAUUCUCUUACAAGGCUGAGUCUCUGUAGUGACUUGCGUGCUUCUUUAAAACCAAGAUUGAAGUGGAAUAAACUAUUGGCUGGGAUGAUUUA